Pimephales promelas (fathead minnow) is the source of this 635-nucleotide messenger RNA. It is a transcript of the gene c21h18orf32, whose product is annotated as chromosome 21 C18orf32 homolog. NCBI's taxonomy places the organism in Eukaryota, Metazoa, Chordata, Actinopteri, Cypriniformes, Leuciscidae. The record is from RefSeq and is a predicted model, not a curated record.
AUGGCAGCAGUGACAUCAUCAUCAUCAGCGUCACACAACAAACUCCGUGUCACUGGCUUUGGCGUCACUCAGCGUUACAGCAUAUUACUUCAGCUUCCGCACAAAAAGAUAUGGUGUGUAUCCCCUGUAUCGUGAUCCCGGUCCUCCUGUGGGUGUAUAAGCGGUUCCUGGAGCCGUUCAUCUAUCCUUUCAUCUCUCCGUUCAUCUCUCGCUUCUGGAGGAGCGCAGUGAAGGAGCCACCACAGAAGCCCAGCACUGACGAGUGUAAUGGAGCGGCGAAUGGGUCCACAGCUCACGGGCCGAAGACGGUGGCCGAUAAAAAAGCAGACUGACAGAUCGCAUGUUUCCGAAGGAGAUUUACACGUGCUGUUGAUAUGAUUGAACUUGUAAAUUCCCGCUUUAAAUGCAGCUUUACUAUAGUAACUAAUAUAUGAAUACACACACACACCACUUGUGUCAGAAACAUGACUUACAUUAAAUGAUUAAAUAAUGUUUAAUAGAAAUUAAUCUGUUUUUAUCAUUCCGUAACACUGUUGUUUUCAUUGAUGGCGUUUUAUCUUCUACUCAGACUGACUGCAGAACUUCUGUGUAUAAUUUAUGAGACUUCAUAUAAAAUAAACGUUGAACUAUUUUAA